AUGGGAAAAAUAUAUGCGCUGUUUGGAUGGGAAUACAGGAAACCAGUGAGAGCUCCUCCUGCUUGUCCUUAUAAGCCCCCUGCAUCCAAUAUUAACACCACUACAAAACAGAUGGAAGCAGAAGGUGAAUCAAGUAUACAGGAACCUGUUUCGAAACCUGUGGCAGUUGGUGAUGGAAAGCAGGACUGA
Dovyalis caffra is the source of this 189-nucleotide messenger RNA. Lineage: Eukaryota; Viridiplantae; Streptophyta; Magnoliopsida; Malpighiales; Salicaceae. The record is from the annotation of a GenBank genome assembly.